AUGGCGUCUCAGAGCCGCCAUGAGCGGCAAUUGAUGCGGCAGAGAGGGGCAGGGCGCAAUGUUGGACCUACCGAUUUCGGGCUUGACUUCGGAUUUGGGGCUUUUCAGACCCCUGCCCGUUCGUCUAGAUCGAAAUCAAAGACGCCAGCAACGCAACUCUCAAAUGGACGAAGGACUUCAAGGACCUCGGUACGACGAAGCCGAGAACCCUCCCAACCCCGUUCACGGCGAAGCGCAUCGUUCGGUGCUUCUGCAUCAAACGCCAUUGCAUCUCAGGCCGGAGAAACGCAACGCGACAUCGACAAUCUCCACUCAGCCAAGAGAAGAAGAACCGCUGGUUACAAUCCAUCAUUAGAGGCGGUGGAGGAGCCGCACGAACAAGACGCAAUAUUGGAUGGGCCCGAAGCAACAAGUGUGGCGCGACAGUCGGAGGACUCCAUCUUUAACGUCGCCGCUCACAACAAGAACGAUGCGCAGGAUACGCAAGUCUACGAAGCUCAGGACGACGAGAAGGAGAACUACAUGCCAACAGAUGCGAAGAAAUCCACUCACCGUCGCAAGCGAAAGUCUAUUGGGCAGCAGAGCAUGAGAAAGAAGAAACGACCUUCCAGCGACGCAGCGAAGACUAUACGGCAGAAUUCGCCGGUUGUGAGUGCAAGAACCGACGGCGAGUCAUCGUUGGUAGAUGAGGAGAAUGCGGCCGAGGAUGCCGAUCAGGAGGAGGUCGAAGAAAUCGAUGUCCACUCGGAGCAAGAGCCAGUGGAGCAGUCUCUGCUAACGUCCGAGAAUGCGAUGUCUACGGGUCCUAGCAAGAAGCGUAGGAAGCGCAAGUCUAUCGGGCAGCAGAAGAAGAGGAAGAAUAGAAAGUCCUCCGAACACGGAGCUAGUCGGGAGACUCCUCAUGAAGACGAUGAUCCUCUGACAGACGGGUUGGACGAUACUACGGAACCCGAGGCAGGAUCGAGGGAAAACCUCGUUUUUGCGGAUAAGAAACGCUCGACUUCGGCCGCAUCCUCGAGUUAUUCUUCGCCUGUUGCGUCUGUGGAAAAGGACGACCUUGAUGCAGACGAGGAUUACGAGCAUGGUGACUCUCCAGAGCCUCCAACUCCCGCACCGCCGAGGAGACCCGCGAAGAGCAGUAGAGCCCAGAACAAGGCCAUUUCCAGGUCGACCGAGCCUAAGAGACAAAGUCCGCGUCGAUCGAAGACGAGCUUUCCAAUUGUGACGCAUCGAAUGACAAACCUUGACAUGCUUCCUAGGAUUGAUGAACUAGGCGAAAGCGAACAGGACUGGGAAGAGCGAGCACAGAACACAGUCCAACAAACCACCAACAACCGAGCAAAUCCAAACGGAGUGGAUGUUCUUGCGCAAUAUUGCCGUGAGACUAUUCAGUCGACGAUUGACCGGCUGAAUGCGGGCACUGCAAGCAGCCGAAUGGAACGCAAACGCAAGCAGACGGCUCUUGAGGCCGUGGGACAGGAAUUAAAUGAUCGGCUGACCGAAAUGUCAGCAGCUGUAGAGAACCGAGUCGAGCUCGAGAGCCGGGUGCGCAAGACAAAACGAAGCAAAGCCGAGCUCCAAGCCAGGUGGAUCGAGGUGCGCAGGCAACGAGAGGAAAUUGCACUCAAGUGCGAUCAGAUCCGCCAGCAGAACUGGGAACGCGAGAAAGAAAGGGAAGAGAAGUGGGCAGUCAGUGAAGCUGCGCACAGGCUCGAGCUAGAGAUCGAGAGGGGUGAGCUGGAAGAGGAAGAGUCCCUCCAGUAUCUCUUGAGGAGUGUGGCAGCUGAUGUCAGCGAUCAGUCCGGCAAAUGGGGACUGUUGGACCGCAUCAAGAGAUUCAAUGGCCGUCUGGAGCGCAUGGCUGGCGUACUAGAGGGUCGAGAUGUGUAG
Molecule: messenger RNA, 1890 nt
Organism: Cyphellophora europaea CBS 101466
Lineage: Eukaryota; Fungi; Ascomycota; Eurotiomycetes; Chaetothyriales; Cyphellophoraceae
Exons: 2
Coding region: 1-1890 (629 amino acids)
Source: RefSeq, a predicted model, not a curated record